AUGAGGAGGGAGAACCAGAGCUGCAUGUCCGAGUUCAUCCUCUUGGGGCUCCCCAUCCAGCCAGGGCAGCAGAGCAUGUUCUUUGCCCUGUUCCUGGGCAUGUACCUGACCACAGUGCUGGGGAACCUGCUCAUCAUCCUGCUCAUCAGGCUGGACCCUCACCUCCACACCCCCAUGUACUUCUUUCUCAGCCACCUGGCCCUCACUGACAUCUCCUUUUCAUCAGUCACUGUCCCUAAGAUGCUGAUGAACAUGCAGACAAAGGAUCUAUCCAUUCCCUAUGCAGGGUGUGUGACACAGACAUAUUUCUUCCUAUUUUUUACUGGUCUGGAUGAUUUCCUUCUCACCUCCAUGGCCUAUGACAGGUAUGUGGCCAUCUGUCACCCUCUCCAUUACACCACCAUCAUGAGAGGGGAACUGUGUACCUUACUAGUAACUGUAUCUUGGAUUCUGUCCUGUGCAAAUGCCCUUUGUCAUACCCUCCUCCUGGCCCAGCUGUCCUUUUGUGCUGACAACACCAUCCCCCAUUUCUUCUGUGACCUUGGUGCACUGCUCAAGCUCUCCUGCUCAGACACAUCCCUCAAUGAGCUGGUCAUUUUCAUAGCAGGAGUGGUUGUGAUUAUGCUUCCACUCCUGUGCAUUCUGGUCUCUUAUGGCUACAUUGGGGCCACCAUCCUCAAGGUUCCAUCCACCAAGGGCAUCUGCAAAGCCUUGUCCACUUGUGGCUCCCACCUCUCUGUGGUUUUUCUAUAUUAUGGAACAAUUAUUGGGUUAUAUUUGGUCCCCUCAUCUAGCACCUCCAGUGAGAAGGACAUAGUUACCUCUGUGAUGUACACAGUGGUCACCCCAUUGCUGAACCCCUUCAUUUACAGCCUGAGGAACAGGGACAUGAAGGGGGCCCUGGAGAAACUCUUCUACAAGGCACCAGUCUUGUCUCAAUGA
Messenger RNA from Sus scrofa (pig), 942 nucleotides. The record is from RefSeq and is a predicted model, not a curated record. Lineage: Eukaryota; Metazoa; Chordata; Mammalia; Artiodactyla; Suidae.